UUGUGUGUUUGAGGAAAACGAAACUGAACUUAAUGAUGCGGUUUAGUUAAAUAACGCAGCCGCAGUCGAAGCAAUUUUCCGGAGGCAAACUGUGUCUGUGCACAACCUGCGCUUGGAGUCAGAUUACAAGUGCAGUUUGCAGCAUAUUCUAGCCUUUGGAAAAUCACAUUGCAUUGAAUCCUGCAUUAUUGAUCCUUGGAAGAUAUUGUGAAAAAUGCUGCACCUGGUUUACACCGUGUUGCUCUUAUCUGCUGCUUUCAAUACAGGUUCAAGCCUACCUUCGUUUAACAUAGAUUGGUCGACAGUUGCCUGGAUUGCUGGAGGUGCAGUUACUGCAGUGGUUGCUGCCCCACUUGCUGUCGGGGCACUUGGGUUCACUGCCGCUGGAAUAACAGCUGGAUCUGCGGCAGCAAGUACGAUGUCCGCGUUUGCUGCUAUGAAUGGAGGAGCGACAGUGGCUGGUGGUGUUGUGGCAACUUUGCAGUCUGCCGAUUGGUCGACAGUUGCCUGGGUUGCUGGAGGUGCAGUUACUGCAGUGGUUGCUGCCCCACUUGCUGUCGGGGCACUCGGGUUCACUGCCGCUGGAAUAUCAGCUGGAUCUGCGGCAGCAAGUGCGAUGUCCGCGUUUGCUGCUAUGAAUGGAGGAGCGACGGUGGCUGGUGGUGUUGUGGCAACUUUGCAGUCUGCCGGUAUGAUUUUAUGCUUUUUAUUAUGGCACCCUUUGUUCCAAAGUCUUUCCAGAUUAUCCAUUUUGCCGGACAAACUGAGGUCACGUUAUAAUGAUACAACAAUGUACCUCUGACCCACUCAUUAUUCCUCUCCCAUGUCAGUGUAUCAUCAUGGACUGCCAGAAACCUAAAUAAAACAAAUAUUAAAUGUGUUUAUGCUUGACACCACGACUGUCACUUGGACCAUGGUUCUAAUCCAUAGCUACUGUU
This is a messenger RNA of Amblyraja radiata (thorny skate), 938 nucleotides long. Its product is annotated as interferon alpha-inducible protein 27-like protein 2A. The coding region runs from base 215 to 802 and encodes 195 amino acids. Gene Ontology annotation, biological process: intrinsic apoptotic signaling pathway; release of cytochrome c from mitochondria. Gene Ontology annotation, cellular component: mitochondrial membrane. Lineage: Eukaryota; Metazoa; Chordata; Chondrichthyes; Rajiformes; Rajidae. The record is from RefSeq and is a predicted model, not a curated record. The transcript is spliced from 7 exons.